UCCCUUUACCCCCGCUUCAUUCCACUGUUCUAGCAGCUGCUGCUGCCAGUAGGCACCGGUGACGUUGUGUUUGUUAUGGAGUGACAUCACCCUGCUGCUCGCUCCAGCCUUGAGAGCUGAUCUUCCUUCUCACAUGCAAAUAGUACUGUGUACUUUAUGAGAUCGCUUCUGUUGUAGGGGUUGGUCAAAUAUUCUUACGAUGAACAACAGCUUCAUGAACAUGGCGUCCAUUGGAGAUUUCGACCCGCUUAACGCUAAUAUUCCAGCCACCAAAGUUGAAAUCACAGUGUCCUGCAGAAAUCUGUUGGACAGAGACACAUUUUCUAAAUCAGAUCCAAUUUGUGUUUUAUAUACACAAGGAGUUGGCAAUAAAGAAUGGAGAGAAUUUGGGAGGACAGAAGUUAUCGACAACACAUUGAAUCCUGAUUUUGUACGGAAAUUUAUUCUAGACUAUUUCUUUGAAGAGAGACAAAACCUCCGAUUUGAUUUGUAUGAUGUUGAUUCAAAGAGUACAAACUUGUCAAAACAUGACUUCCUGGGCCAGGCAUUCUGCACCCUCGGGGAAGUAGUAGGGUCCCUAGGGAGUCGCAUGGAGAAACCUUUGGUUGGAAUCCCUGGUAAAAAAUGUGGAACUAUCAUCGUCAAAGCAGAGGAGCUGAGCAACUGCAGAGAAGUUGUGAUGAUGCAGUUCUGUGGAAAUAAAUUAGACAAGAAAGACUUCUUUGGAAAGUCUGACCCCUUUUUGGUCUUCUAUCGCAGCAACGAAGAUGGAACGUUUACUAUCUGCCACAAAACAGAAGUUGUAAAGAACACACUCAAUCCAGUAUGGCAAGCUUUUCGAAUUCCAGUCCGAGCACUCUGCAAUGGAGAUUAUGACAGAACUAUUAAGGUUGAGGUGUAUGACUGGGACAGAGAUGGAAGUCAUGAUUUCAUUGGAGAAUUUACUACAAGCUACAGAGAACUGUCAAGAGGUCAGUCCCAGUUUAAUGUGUAUGAGGUGCUAAAUCCUAAGAAGAAAGGAAAGAAGAAAAAAUACCUAAAUUCUGGAACGGUAACCUUGCUGUCUUUUGCUGUGGAUAUUGAAGUUACCUUUCUGGACUAUAUUAAGGGCGGGACGCAGAUCAAUUUUACAGUGGCCAUUGAUUUUACUGCAUCAAAUGGUAACCCAGCCCAGCCAACAUCCCUUCACUACAUGAACCCCUAUCAAUUAAAUGCUUAUGCUAUGGCACUGAAGGCUGUUGGUGAAAUCAUCCAGGACUAUGACAGUGAUAAGAUGUUUCCAGCACUGGGAUUUGGUGCCAAGCUGCCACCCGAUGGAAGGGUAUCUCAUGAGUUUGCCUUGAAUGGAAAUCCGCAGAACCCAUACUGCAAUGGUAUAGAUGGAGUAAUGGAUGCCUAUUACCAGAGUUUGAAGUCAGUGCAUCUCUAUGGGCCCACAAACUUUUCACCUGUGAUCAACCAUGUAGCCAGAUAUGCUGCAUCUGUGAAAGAUGGCUCACAAUAUUUUGUUUUGCUGAUCAUAACGGAUGGAGUGAUCUCAGAUAUGGCACAGACAAAAGAAGCGAUUGUCAAUGCCUCUACUCUUCCCAUGUCAAUUAUAAUUGUUGGAGUUGGACCAGCAGAGUUUGAUGCCAUGAUCGAGCUGGAUGGAGAUGAGAUUAGAAUCUCAUCAAGAGGAAGAUACGCAGAAAGAGACAUUGUUCAGUUUGUCCCAUUCCGAGAUUAUAUAGACAGGACAGGAAACCACAUUCUGAGCAUGGCGCGACUGGCAAAGGAUGUACUAGCUGAGAUUCCUGACCAGUUCUUGUCUUACAUGAAAGCUAGAGGGAUCAAACCGUCUCCUGCUCCCCCUCCCUACACACCCCCUGGACAUCCCCUGCAGACCCAGAUCUGACAUUAGCACCUGGAAUCACCCUCAACCACUUGCCCUCCAAUACUCAGAAUCACUCAGAGUUGCCCAGGCAUCUCCUCUAUCUGCUUGCACUAUGUAGACUGGAAACAAGGGGACACUUGAUCUGGGAAGUCUUCGAAGGCAUGUUUACUUCCAUUCAAGCAUUCUUCUUUAAGGACUACAACAAAAGCAACUGUGGAUUAAUAAGGUCAGUUGGCAUAAAGAUCUCUGAGGGUCUUCAUGAAUGCCUUGGAAAAACAACAGUGGGUUUUGAAGCCGAUUCGUAGCUAAAAAAACAAAAGCUAUGAUGAGUUAAAAAGGAAAGGCUUUUAAGAUGUUAAGGAAGAAAAGCAUCUGAUCAUCUUAUUUUACCUGGAUUCUUAAUCCCUUGACUGUUGUAAAUAAAUAUGGGAAUGCAUUUCCUCUCUUUCUUAAUGUUUACAUGUUAAUGAUUUUUACAGUUGAAUACUUUUAUAAUAAUUCUUUAAAUAUAUACUUUGGAAUAAUUAUUCUUCUGUGCUACCUUGCAGGUGAACGUGAUACAAAACAUAAAACCAUAUCCCUUCUUUAGAGUGUUAAAUUUAAAAAGACAUUGCAGUGUGUCCUGCAUGCAUAACCACCUUUAUUCAGACUUAUGAUGUAUAACUUAAAAUAUUAAUGCUAACACUGUAUUAUGAAAUUGCCUUGUUAAGAAGGUGUCUACUUUUCAUGGGAUAUUUAUGUAAGUCAGCACUUAUUCAACAAGCCUUAUAUUUCUUUAUUGUAUUUCAGGUAACAAAUUUAAACUACUUGCUUCCAGUAUCAUUUGACGCCAUGGACACUAUUUAUGAAAUGUUGUCUCAUCUUUUUAUGAUUCAAAUGUAUGAUUUAAUUUCAAGAGUGCAAAUUAUCAUUCAAUAAUGUUUUUGCUAUUUUAAGGUUUUAUGAAAAACAGCUACUAAAAACAGACUUCAGGCAUUCUUUAAAUACAACUGUUUUUCAGAAUACAAUGAAUAUAACCCUGCUUUGCUGGUGUUGGCAAAAUAAUUUUGCUGACUGAUUUUAGUUUUAGUUAAUUUACCAUUUGAUUUUAAACAAUGUGGUAUGUUAUUAGGAUUGGGAAUGUUGUUUCUUAAAAUGAUCUAGAAAACUCAGCUUGAGGCACAUUAAAUGUAAGGUUUGUUAAAAUUUGAUGUCUCUUCAUGCGCCUUCAAAUUAUGAUGUAAAGCUUUGGUGUAUCACUAUGGAGUAAAGUAUUGGUAAAUUGGGGUUCUCUUAGCUAGACCAAAAAUAUAUCUUCAGAAUAGCUUUACCAAAAGGCAGCUGCAUUUAGAUAUGUACUGUACCAUUUUGUGAAACUACACAAAAAAAAACUAAAAAAGGAAUGAAAAAAUAACCAAAUAUCUUAGUAAUCAAAAAUGUCCUCACUGUGGCAUGUAGCAUUGUAAAGCUAUACCCUUGUGAAUGCUUCUUGUCCAGUCAUUUUGUGCCAAAACAGCAUGAUAAUAUAUUGGUUAGAUGACACAUAAUCAGAUGUGGACCAAGACAAAUUGUAAUGUCAAAAAAGUAAUUGACAUCCAGUGAAACCUGAGGUUGAAAAUCAGAAAAAAAUAUAAAUCUUUUUUUUUAGACUUGUGCCAAUAGUGUACUUUAGUAUUAUUGAGUUAUAAUGACCUUAUUUGAGUUCUUAUUCUCCAUUUGAGUCUUCAUUCAAGACACAGUCUUUAACAUCAGAAAUCACACAACUGUAGAUGACUAUGUUUUUAGGAGAGCACUUUUGUAAAGAAAUAAAAGACUAAUAGUCAAUAUCUUGAAGGCUAGCACACUCCUUAGAAAGGGAUAUUGGUUUUAGAAUAUUAUUACUUUGUUGGUGUCACCUUAGUGUCACAUUGCCAUGAUGUGUGCAUGUGUGAACCAAUCAGGUGAAUGUGCCAGAAAAUGUUAAUGCACAGUCAUGUGACUUUGUGCACAUGAACUUUGUUUACUGGGAUAUCCAAAUACUCUAUAGAAUGCUUGUCCUAUCUUAUAGCGCGCACUAUGUUUGCAUGUACAGUUUUACAAGAAAUGCACCAGUUUUGUGGAUAGUGUGUUGAAUUACAAAAAAA
Molecule: messenger RNA, 3975 nt
Organism: Lepisosteus oculatus (spotted gar)
Lineage: Eukaryota; Metazoa; Chordata; Actinopteri; Semionotiformes; Lepisosteidae
Product: copine-8
Biological process (GO): cellular response to calcium ion
Cellular component (GO): plasma membrane
Molecular function (GO): calcium-dependent phospholipid binding
Source: RefSeq, a predicted model, not a curated record